Trichoderma asperellum CBS 433.97 is the source of this 503-nucleotide messenger RNA. The record is from RefSeq and is a predicted model, not a curated record. NCBI's taxonomy places the organism in Eukaryota, Fungi, Ascomycota, Sordariomycetes, Hypocreales, Hypocreaceae.
CAUAGCGCUGUUAAGCUUCAUUGGAAAGCUUUCAGCGCCUCGAAACGUUUACUUUGCGUUUUAAUCAAUCAUGCAUGUUAAAAGUUUUUACCUUUGACAGUUGUACGGACCAAACCCUGAAUAUAUGUUGCGAGGCAUAUCUGAUGGUUUUGUUUCUCAUUGCAAAACACUCGACUCAAUGCUUCUCUUUCCUGCUGGCGGUCGUGCUUGCUCAUUGCGCCAUGAUUGGUCCGGCAGCGAUAAUAGCCUAAAUGUUUUUUUUUUCUCUUCUUCUUUUAACUUCAGCCCACCAUCCGGCCGGCGCCGUCUCUCGCGCGCAGCAACUUUCGGGGCACCUUUCCCGGCCAUCCAGGCGAUUGAUUCUCGACCCGCUUGAUUGGUGGGAUUUGCCAUGAUUGCUUAGAAAACUUCUGGGGCCUGCUUAUGAAAUCGUACAAGUAGGGUGAGCAGCGGGUAGGCAGGCAUUGAGUGAGGUGAGUGGGAGCCUGUCAACCUGCCGUUAA